GAGCGCAGUUUACCCCAAACAUGGCGGGUGUCUCUAGCUGAGUGAGGAGACCGAGUGGAGGCGGCUUCCAUCUCAGGAAAGUUUUACCCCCAGCCCUUCCUCUCAGCCCUGCCUCUCCGAGGUGUGAGAAGAGAAAUAUGAGUGAAGAGGAGCCGAUGGGAACGGAGUCGGCCCGAAAUAGUGCCCCGUAAGGGAACUCAGAGGGUUCUCAAUAACACUCCCCUCUGGGCUUGGAACUUUGACCCCAAUUCUGUGACCCUUCUCUGCCCAUAGCCUUUAGCCCGUGAGCCCUCUCCCUGUACCCAAUUUAUUGCAGCACCUUGACCCCUAAUUUAUGAUUUCUAUCUGCACUUCAUCCUUUGACACCCAACCUGUAAGCUCGCUCUGUUCCCCCUUACCCCCACCACCCAUACCACUACCUGAAUCCUCAGCCCCCAAUUUUGUUCCUAUUCUGAGAGGUUAACACUAUCCUUUUCUGCUCCUACCCUCCUCGUAUCCUACUCGUUCUCAGUUUUAAAUGAGUUUUUUUUUUGGUACUUGGACCUGGAGUCAGUUAAUUUAUGGGGCAACAACCAGGCAAAGUUCUUGCGGACCAAAGGAGGCCGACUCUAACUGCUCUGCAGUUCAUCAAAGGAGGAAGGAGAGAAACAGCCAAACAUGGAGCUCAACAUUUCAAUGUUUUUGUGGAACACGAAGCCCUGCACCGUCCAGAGUUUGAGUCACAGGGUCUGAAUGAAGCUGCUCGGUGGAAUUCCAAAGAGAACUUGCUUGCUUGCCCCAGUGAAAACGACCCCAAUCUUUUUGUUGCACUGUAUGAUUUUGUUGCCAGUGGUGAUAACACUCUCAGCAUAACAAAAGGUGAAAAGCUUCGUGUUCUGGGCUACAACCACAAUGGAGAAUGGUGCGAGGCUCAGACUAAAAAUGGUCAAGGCUGGGUUCCAAGCAACUACAUAACACCAGUUAACAGUUUAGAGAAACACUCCUGGUACCAUGGGCCAGUCUCACGCAAUGCUGCAGAGUAUCUCCUCAGCAGUGGCAUCAAUGGAAGUUUUCUGGUACGGGAGAGUGAAAGCAGCCCCGGACAAAGAUCCAUAUCGCUUCGUUAUGAAGGAAGGGUAUACCACUACAGGAUAAACACUGCAUCUGAUGGAAAGCUGUAUGUAUCUUCGGAGAGUCGUUUCAACACAUUGGCAGAGCUUGUUCACCACCAUUCAACAGUGGCCGAUGGACUAAUCACCACCCUACACUACCCUGCUCCAAAACGCAACAAGCCUACGAUCUAUGGAGUCUCGCCUAAUUAUGACAAGUGGGAGAUUGAACGGACAGACAUUACAAUGAAACACAAAUUAGGUGGUGGACAAUAUGGGGAAGUGUAUGAGGGAGUCUGGAAGAAAUACAAUCUCACCGUGGCAGUAAAGACACUAAAGGAAGAUACUAUGGAAGUGGAAGAGUUCUUGAAAGAGGCUGCAGUUAUGAAGGAAAUUAAGCAUCCCAACCUGGUACAGCUGCUAGGUGUAUGUACUCGGGAGCCUCCAUUUUACAUCAUCACAGAAUUCAUGACUCAUGGAAACCUCCUUGAUUACCUUCGUGAUUGUAACAAAGAGGAGGUGAAUGCAGUUGUGCUGCUAUAUAUGGCAACUCAGAUAUCCUCUGCAAUGGAGUAUUUAGAGAAGAAGAAUUUCAUUCACAGGGAUCUUGCCGCUAGGAACUGUCUUGUAGGGGAGAACCACUUGGUUAAAGUGGCUGAUUUUGGGCUAAGCAGAUUGAUGACAGGAGACACGUACACAGCACAUGCUGGAGCAAAGUUUCCCAUUAAAUGGACUGCUCCAGAGAGCCUGGCCUACAACAAAUUUUCAAUUAAAUCUGAUGUGUGGGCAUUUGGUGUUCUUUUGUGGGAGAUUGCAACGUACGGCAUGUCCCCAUACCCUGGAAUUGACCUUUCGCAAGUUUAUGACCUAUUGGAAAAGGAUUACAGGAUGGAGCGGCCCGAGGGCUGCCCGGAGAAAGUUUAUGAGUUGAUGCGUGCAUGCUGGAAGUGGAACCCAGGGGAUCGACCGUCAUUUGCAGAUGUCCAUCAAGCAUUCGAUACCAUGUUUCAGGAAUCCAGUAUUUCAGAAGAGGUCGAAAAGGAACUCGGAAAGAAAGGAGGGAAGUGUUGUGGCAGUAGUAAGCCACAAGCACCAGAAUUGCCAACCAAAACACGUACUCUUCGCAGAACCACCGAGAGCAAAGAACCGAAUGAACUUCAAGAGGCACCCCAUUCGAUAUUUAAAGUCUCAAGUGAACUUGAUUCUGGGGACCAUGAAAUGGCCAUUUCUCCAAUGCUACCACGGAAAGACAAAGACACAGACAGCACCUUGGAUGAUGAUCGUUUACAGUCUUCCACUAAAGAGAAAGGCAAAUCCAGUUCAAUCUUCAGCUCUUUCAUCAAGAAGAAGAAAAAGACUGCACCCACCCCACCAAAGCGCAGUAGCUCUUUCCGUGAUAUGGAUGGGCAGGCAGAAAAAAAGGAAGCAGCGGAGGAUGUCAAUGCAGUUGCAAAAGAUGUUAACAAUGGAUCUUGUGUGAAUAACAUGGUGCCUCUUGACACAAUAGACCCAACAAAAUUUCAGAACUCACCUAAUACUGGGGCACAAAGCACAAACAAUGGAGGUGGCGGGGUUGCCAAUGGCAGCUUCUUGGGAACAACUGGGUUCUUUCUGCAUUCGAGAAAGUCCAGUACAUUAGCUGCGGGCAAGCCAGUUGGGAAUGAAGAGGAAUUGCUCUCAAAUUCAAAGCGAUUCUUGAGAUCUUGCUCUGCAUCAACGAUGCCUCCUGGAAGCAAGGACCCGGAGAGGAAAGCAUUGACACUUCCUCGUGAUCUCCAGUCUGCGGGGAAACAGUCCGAUCCGGCUGGGAUCUUAGGUUGUGACAGGAAUGAGAAGCCAGCCUUGCCUCGAAAGAGGACAAAUGAGACUAAAGUGGACGUUGUUCCUCGGGGAAGCCAAACUGCAUCGUCCCGACUGCCAAAAAAGACUGAUGAGUUAAACGAUGAUGUUUUUAACAACCUGGAGUCCAGUCCAAGCUCGAGCCCACCAUCUUCUACUCCAAAGAUUGUUCGAAGGCAACCCACAGUGAUCACAUCAAUCAAUCUUGUCCCUAAGGACAAGGACGAGGGAGGGAAGACUUGUGCCUUAAGUUCUGCUUCUCAACAAGAGCAUAUCUCCUCCAGUGUUGCUGCUUGCACAUCAAAACAGAGCUCCACCUCGAUCCUGGGCGGGGUGAAGCUGUUGAAUGAUGACUCCAAGGUACGAAGGUUCAGGCAACCUCCUGAGCAGCUCCUGUCGACCCCCAUAAAAGACCGGGGUAAGUUGCAGAAAUUGAAACCAGCUCCCCCUCCUCCGCCCGGCGUGAAAUCUGUCCGACCACCUCGAAGCCCAACCCACGAGGCCACAGGCGAGACUGCCAUGAGCAUCAAGCUCAAGCAGUCCACUCAGGUCACAGACACUGUGAGCAGUGACGCUUUGAAGCCAGGUCAUCCGGGGGAGAAAAAGUCUGCCCUCCAUUCAGCAACUAAGUCCCAGUCCUCCUCCAAGGCAUCGGGCACCAACUCAACCGCACCCUCCGUCUCUGCACAGUCUGCCUUAGCAACGCCAGGCGGUGACCAGCAGUCCUCAGCAACCACAGCCUUCAUCCCACUCAUCUCCACCAGAGUGUCCUUACGCAAGACACGGCAGCAGCCGGAGAGGAUCACCAGUGCCAACAUUACCAAGGACACCGUUUUAGAGAGCACAGAAGCAUUACGUGUUGCCAUUGGGAAGAACUCUGAGCAGAUGGCCAGCCACAGUGCAGUACUGGAGGCAGGCAAGAACCUAUACACCUUCUGUGUCAGCUACGUGGACUCCAUCCAGCAAAUGCGUAAUAAGUUUGCCUUCAGGGAGGCCAUCAACAAGCUGGAGAGUAACUUACGGCAGUUACAGAUCUGCUCAGCCAGCCAGGACUUUACCAAACUGCUCUCAUCUGUGAAAGAAAUCAGUGACAUCGUCCAGAGAACUGCACUGCAUCGAAAUCUGGAGAAGGAAGGCUAAAUGUGGCACAUCAGAGUCAGACUGUAUGCGAAUCUGAGAGCUUGCUAUUUUAAUUCCACUUAAUGAUCUGAAAAGACUUGAAAGAAUUUGAAUACUUGUAUAUUUUCUACGCUGAGGUCUAGCUUUGUUGCUAAAGCUCAUGUAUAAACAGUUCAGAACUGUUCUCUGUGUUCUCUUGUGAUUCCCUCAUCACAGUGAUAAUCACUGAAGAUGUAAUGGUCUCUGAAAUAACCAGUCAGGAUCACCUGAUUCCACUGAGACAGGUUGGAUUUCCAAAGCUGCACUAUUUUCAUUCUGUAUGUUGUAGCAGUAUUUGUUUUGUAAAAAGAGAUUUUCAGUUUCCAAAUACGAUACAACAGGUAAGAAGGCACAAUGUUGGCAAAUCCAGAAUCUGUUCUUUCAUCCCUCCAACCAGUACCAUAAAUGCCUUUCAGUCAAACUGUUCACAAUUAUAUUGGUAGCUCCUCCCUGGGCAUCUGAAUUGGAGAUUUGAUUGCAAAACAUUCCUGCAAACUGAUAUUAUGCUCAUCAGGUUUUCACCAGCUUCUGGCACAUGGAUUUGCAUGGAAACCAGAAAUCUCAUUGUAAACUUUUACCAGAUUUUAAAAAAAACAAGGUCAUUGUGAAAGCAGAUUGUAUGUAAUUUGCAAAUAGAGGUUAUUACAUGGAAGCAGACUAUUUAAACCAACCUGUCCACAUUGACGUUGAUUGUCCCUGUGACCUUGUCUGGAUUUGGGCUAUAAGGAACAAGCCUACUAGUCCAUUCGUUUAGGUUUUGACUAAUCUGUACUUCAACACCUUUUCCCCACCUUCUUGUUCCAUGUCCCUUCAUACUCUCACUCCACAAAAAUCCAUUGAUCUCGGUCUUGAAAAGUGCCGUUGCCCUUCUACCCCAGCACCUGCAACCGUUUGUGGGGUUGGAGCAGUAAAUUUCCUCUAUACUUUGCAUGAAAAAAUGUGCUCCCAGUUUCACUCAAGACUAGCCUAUCUCUAAUAUUCUGGAUUCUCCACCAGUUGUUGAUUUAUUAAAUCUAUUAUUUUAAACCCCCCCCCCCCCCUUAGCUAACCUUCCGUCUUCUAAACUGGAGGGAAUAAGUUUUGUGAAACCUGUCCCUAACAUUUCAUCUCUUAAAACCUGUUGUAAUUUGGGUGAAUAGAAUUUUUCCAAGGGUAAUCCCCAAGAUAGGUGACCAGAACUGCAUGUGUUUGUGCAGUAUUCUUGAGGAAGGACACUGGUUGGAAAGCCAUGUCAGACGUAUUUGUCUGUCUCAGGGCUUUGUGCACAGUUCUUUGCUGAUGCCAUCUGAAACCAUCUUGUGUCAAGACGUGAAUGGCAGACCAACUGCAGCCUUUGUGUUCUUGUCCAUGUGCACCUGGUUUUAGAAACCCCGUACUGUGCAACCACAAGUUCAGCUGAGUAGUUUUUGAAACAGUUGAACAAGUGGGUAGAAUACUCUGUUAUUCUGCAUAUACCUUCGACUUAAAUAUUUCAGUAAUCCAGAGGAAAGUAUGUUCUAAACAGUGAAGUUGUUUUGCGUACAAUUCUCCAGAACUGGUCUGUGCUGGUUCUUCUGUUCCCCAAGGAUCUUCCACCACCCUGGUACAUUUCAUCGUAUCUGCGUAACUUUCCUCCAUCCUGUUUAUCUAAUUUUCCUUAAACGCAUGAAUUCUGUCAUCUUUCUGUAUCAUCACAAUCUAUUCCCUUCUCUCCCCGGUGUUUCUGGAAGGGCGAUAGGUUCACUCGUGUCAAACUCGAGAACCAUCGCGUUCGGACCACUGCCCCUUAAGUCUGGAAUUCCCGAUGUUUUGGGACCAAGCGUGUAAACUCGCGCAUCUUCCCAUCACAAUGUUGUCGGACCUGUUAUGUGCAGCGGCGGUGAGACAGACGUAUUAAAACAGCAUGAUUAGCGUGUGAUUCAUACCAGAAUUUCUCCCGGAUGUGGAGUGUUACCAUCAUGGUACAGAACAAUCGAUUGCCCAUUGAGUGUUAAUCAGAGAAGAGCAUUUUUAUUUAUUUUAAGUGUGAUUGAGCAGAAAAUUAAGAUUCCUAUCUGAAAAAUCUUUUUAACUGGCGGGUUGCUUGUUGCUUUGGUCGAGGUUAGUGAGGCUGCGCUAUUGUAACUGAGCAGGGGGGGUGAUGCGAUGUGGUGCACUGUAUGUGCAGUAACGAAAUAACCACCUGUCCGUCCACUAAACACUCGGUUCAGCCGGUGCGAGCAGAUGAGGUAAAGGCCGACUGCACUUGGAAACUUUUUCCAAAUUUACGCGUGACUCAGAAGUGUGACAAAUCUGGGUUCCUUCCGACGUUAUAACGAGGUCGGUAAUGAUGAGAUUAGUUGGCCCCUCCAACAUCAGAAGGAAUCGAAGGACCAGGACCGGACCAAAAAGCCAACCGCUUUUUAUUGUGUCCCCAUAUUCUGAUCAUGAAACGUCGGUUUGCGGUCAGUAAUUGGAGAGCCACAGUGUGAUCCCGCUGUCAGUUACUGCAGUCAGUGGUGAGUUCCAGUCCUCUGCAAUGAACCGCAUUGUGUUUGGUUUAAUCACUACUUCAAUUUAAAAAUAAGCUGAAGUAGUGAUUAAGCCAAACACAAUGCGGUUCAUUAAUGGAGACCGGCUAAAAACCAAGUUACCAGCAGCUCCACGGAUGCAAAAAUGCCAGGCUGACAUACCGGUGUGCCACAGCCACGUUUAAGAACGUUGUCAGGAAUUGCUCUGAUUUAUUAAAUCGGUUCACUCAAUUGCAGGUUACUUUGAUGUGAUAUGAAAAAUUGUUGGUCUAGAGACGGUGGAAGAAAUUUCUUUGUCACCAGUUGACACGUUUAAACCCGCCCCACUUCUGCCUGCCGAACGUUAAACAGGUCGCCUCUGCUUUCAGGAAACAAUCCAUAUAAUAUAAAUUCCUCAUUGUAUUCAGAGUUAUCCCACAUUAAAGAAAAACUCGGACGUGAGAACUAAUUCCAGAAUUUUUAUCCCGACAAUAUCAGUGUGUAGUUUUUAUUUUAAUUGCAUUGUGGAAAAAGUGGCUACCAUAAUUGCAAAAUAUUGCAUAAUAUUUAAAAAAAAACACUUGAAGCACUUGAAAUUAAGGUGUUUGUUUUUUGGUGAGGGAGUCGAGUAUGAUCUGGAACGGUUUCCGGAAUCACGGCCUGGAGACUCCGUAGGUUAGGACAGGACCGUCGGUCAAAAACGGAAUUUAAAAUGAUAAAGCAUGUUGACGUUUAAUGUCGCCAGGCGAAUCGUCCAGCAGUUUAUCUUUUGAGGACAUGGCCGUGAAUUACCCUCUGCACCUGAUCUGAUACAGGUCACACUGUCUGGUGGGUGUGUAUGGUGAGCACAUUCGGGUACCCUUUUAUUUAUUUAUUUAUUUUCUCAGGUUUUACGUUCAGUUUUUUAUUUUUCCCCUUGCCUACUCUUCCCAUUGUCGCUUCACUUGCACACAUCGGUCGACUGAGCUCCGGGCUCUCUCAGACCCUGACUGCGCUGUGACUGGUGUGUUAGAGAUAAGCUUCCCCGAAGAAUACCAUGCCCAAUAAACAAAUCCUUUUGAGAGUUGGUAUCAGUUGGCCAAGGUAGGCAGAUCAAAGUGUUCUAACCGCCUCAAUCCCGGGUUCCUACAUCAGAGAAAUUCUUUUUCAAAAAAAAACUUGCUGAGUAGUUUUGGAAAAGAAUAGAAUGUGAUUUUUUUCCCCAUGAGUACUGUGGAACAUCUGAUGGUUGCAGGCUUCAACCUAAGUGAAGAGGUGCUUGGCAGUAUCACUCUGCAUGAUGGUGUGGCUACAGCUACCUCUUCAAAAGGUUAAUCCUAAAUCACUCGCUCUUCCUGACGCAUAGGUGCGUUUUCGCGCCUCUGAGGUGCUUUUGUAAUCCUUCGCAUUUACAGCCUGGAAGUUAUUGAUCCUUUUCCAGGAACAAAUAUGUCCAACGUCAAGUUCAACAGGCAAAUUCUACUUGUGCUUAGUGUGAUUAAAAUUCUGUCAAUUCUCAAGCCGUUCUGUGACAUGAAGUAGAAUUUGGAAUUUUUACUAUUCCACCCUAUACACACUUCUAGAUCCUUUUUAAAGCAAAGAAAGGCGGCAUCAACUCAGUCUUGAGUUUAUAUUGCCAGACAUCAGCUCCUGGGCCAGCAGACACUUGUCAAUAUUGUGAGACAGACCUUUCCUCCAAAGCCUGCUUAGAACACUCUUUGCAAAUAACCCCUCAAAAUAAAACUUUUCUGCGAUAUGAUUGUGUGUACGGUAUCGUUGUUAAUCGCAUUGGUUCAAUUUUAGUUUUUUUUUAAAUCAUUUUCAGUAUUAGUUUCAUGUUCUGACCUCGUAUCACCCUCACCCUUACUGACUGCUGUGAGUUGGAAAUGAAAAAUCGCACGCAAGUUGCCUUUUGUUAAGAACAGAAUCUAUUCUUUUUGCCAAGGUACUGUUUUAUUUUAUUUGGACAACAUAUUGUGCCACUAUUACCUUUGAUCUUUCUUGAUAUUACCAGCAAUGUGUAGGGUGAUUAAUGUAUUCCUUUUACGUGUGUCUUUUUGUAUCUGUAACAUCUAUGGUGCAAUUUUAAUUUUUC
Molecule: messenger RNA, 8627 nt
Organism: Pristis pectinata (smalltooth sawfish)
Lineage: Eukaryota; Metazoa; Chordata; Chondrichthyes; Rhinopristiformes; Pristidae
Gene: abl1
Product: c-abl oncogene 1, non-receptor tyrosine kinase
Exons: 12
Coding region: 561-4067 (1168 amino acids)
Biological process (GO): regulation of apoptotic process; protein phosphorylation
Molecular function (GO): protein binding; ATP binding; non-membrane spanning protein tyrosine kinase activity
Source: RefSeq, a predicted model, not a curated record